CCAGGUUGCAGGUCAGUGGAGCUCUGUCAGUCCUAGUGUAGGGAUUUUUCAGGUUGUUUUUUGGUUUUUUUUUUUUCCUGAUUGCUUUUUGGAGCUUGAUAGUUUAGCAAAGGAGUCUACAACACCCAGUUCCCAAGAUGACUCUGUUGAGCUCAGCUUCAGCACGAUACAGGAGCCUCAAGAGGCCUUUUAGGCCACAGCUGGAGCCUAGAGAGCAGUCAUUUGAGUUUGGCUGUAUUUUUUUUUUGUUCUUCAGUUACCUACUCAAUGUUUCUCUUACAGAGCUCCUGAAAGGGAGACAAGCAAGAUGGGAAAAAUAGCAGGAAAAAAGGCUUUUUUUUAAAUAACAUGCCACCAGAACUUCUGCAUGGUAACAAAGAUCAUCUGAAGCAGCUGGGUAUUUGCAAUAUAAGGCUUCAACAGCACACAGCUACUUAAUCUCUAAAUCAAGUUCAACGAUGCAUUAGAGGAAGCUGGAUUGGCUGUACAGAGAUUUCACACUGAAGGAUGAAUAGUGAAGAAGAGUUCUAUGAUGCCGUUACAGGCUUUGAUUCUGACAAUUCUUCAGGAGACUUUUCAGAAGCAAAUCAUAAAGUUGCAGAAAUGCUUGAUCUAGAUCCACACCAAAGCAAUAGGACUGGAAAGCAUAAUGGAGAGACUGAGAUUCAAGAAAAUGGAAUUAAGAGACACAGGACAUCAUUACCUGCCCCAAUGUUUUCUAGAAGUGAUUUUAGUGUGUGGAGCAUAUUAAAAAAAUGCAUUGGACUGGAGCUGUCUAAGAUUACGAUGCCUAUUGUCUUCAACGAGCCAUUGAGUUUCCUUCAACGGAUAACAGAAUAUAUGGAACAUAUAUACCUCAUUAAUAAGGCUUGUAGUCAUGCAGACCCCCUGGAAAGAAUGCAGGCUGUAGCUGCUUUUGCAGUUUCUGCUGUAGCUUCUCAGUGGGAGAGAACUGGCAAACCGUUUAACCCUCUGUUAGGAGAAACUUAUGAAUUAACCAGGGAGGAUUUAGGAUUUAGGUUUAUAUCUGAGCAAGUCAGCCACCACCCACCUAUUAGUGCAUUUUAUUCUGAAGGCCUCAAUAAGGACUUUAUUUUUCAUGGAUCAAUCUAUCCCAAACUAAAAUUCUGGGGGAAAAGUAUAGAAGCGGAGCCUCGGGGAACAAUUACUUUGGAGCUUCUGAAACAUAAUGAAGCUUACACAUGGACAAAUCCAACCUGUUGUGUACAUAAUGUAAUUAUUGGUAAACUGUGGUUAGAACAAUAUGGAACAGUAGAAAUUGUAAAUCACAGUACUGGAGAUAAAUGUGUCCUUAAUUUUAAACCAUGUGGACUGUUUGGGAAAGAGCUUCACAGAGUAGAGGGAUACAUUCAGGACAAAAACAGAAAGAAGCUGUGCGUGAUCUAUGGCAAGUGGACAGAAUGUUUAUGGUGCACUGAUCCCACUACGUAUGAGACUUACAAAAAGAAUGAGAAGAGAGGUGGUGAGCAGAAGAAAUUGAAGCCGAGUGAAGAUGUUAUUAAAUCUGAAAAUGAUGAGGCUGAUGAUAUGCCAGACGUUCAGGACACAGUGCAGUUCAUACCAGGCAGUAAAUUGCUUUGGAGAAUAAAUUGUAGGCCACCAAACUCAUCACAGAUGUACAAUUUCACCAGUUUUGCUGUGAGUCUCAACGAGCUAGAAAAGGGAAUGGAAGCAAUAUUAGCUCCCACUGACUGCCGGCUACGUCCAGAUAUCAGAAAUAUGGAAAACGGAAACAUGGAUGUGGCUAGCAAAGAAAAAGAGAGACUAGAAGAGAAACAAAGAGCUGCUCGCAAGGAGCGUGCAAAAGAUGAAGUGGAGUGGCACACACGAUGGUUUCAUCAAGGCACUAACCCAUACACUGGGACUUCAGAUUGGCUGUACUCAGGUGGCUAUUUUGAUAGAAAUUUCUCAGACUGUCCAGACAUAUACUGAAAUUAUGGAACCAAUUGCUCAUCUCAUCUGGACAUCUAGUUACUAGAUUUCAUUCCAAGCCAGUUACUCUGGUUUUGUUGAUAGCAAAAACCAGCUUUUCUAAGUAAAUUUUAUCAAAAAUUCUAUCGGUCAACAAUCAAGGAUUUAAUGAUCACUAACAUUGGAUUGCCAAAUAUUUAAAUACUGCUGCAUUCUUUCCAUAAAGCUGCAUCUGAAAUCAUCAUAUUUUCACUAAUUUUCAAAGGAACCUUUGGUUCUUCAUCUUUUUCCCUAGUUUCUUUGUCAGGAAGAUACACUGUAUCCAGUAGAGCACAUAAUAAACAUCCUUUUAAACUACGUAACUUAAGUAAAAUAGAGAUAAUAAUCCUUGUUACUUAGUACAGUAGUGAAGAAUCUGAAGUUUUUGGAAGUCGGAGCAGGGAUGAAAAGCUAAUAUGGUACAAACGGGAUCAAAUCUAGUGCUGUCGAUACUCCCCAUGACGAGAUGCAUGUGAACUUCCAUACGGUAUGUAGCACUACGUGGGGACUGGAGCUCCUGGCCCCUCUCUCUCAGUACAGUUCAAUAAUUCAGAGACUCGGGGAAACAAAAACCUACCUGAGCUUCUCAAACUGUAGUUGUCUGUUACAGAGUCUUCACAACUUUUGGACACUGUGAGCAUUAAACUGUGUACCUGUGAUAAAAUUACAUAAAGCAUACGUUAGGCAAAGGGAAGGGUGCAUUAAAAAUUGUGCUUUUUCUGAAGUCAAACGCUGUUCUUAACAUAGAGAAGCUUCGGAAACAAUUGCAGGAAUGUAGAAGUGGUUACAAUGUAAAAUAUAUUGCUUGCUACCACUUGGAGGCUUAAAUUUUCUGCACUACCUUUGGCAGCUUUGGCACUAUGUAUGCUUCUAGACUAAACUUUAUUUGGAAGCACUUUGGUAUGUAUAUCCACACAGGUUCAUAUUUUGGGGAAGUUUUGGUUUGCAUGUUUUUCAUUAUUAGGUCAUGUCUGUUUUGUAUGUUGUAAAAAAGCAGAACCAAUUUAAAGCUUUGGCAGAGUUAUACCUAUUACAAGUUUUCUGUGAGCACGUGAUGUCAAAAAGUGGGAUUUUUUUUUUUUUUUUGUCCAUAUCAAACCAUCAAAGCCGUCUAAUAGUGGAAAUAAUCAAUUACUGAACCGAUGCAUUAAUUUUCUUUCAAGUGGUAUACUUUGGGGAACAAGAAGGGAGAAAGACUUGAAAAAUUAGGUCCAGUUAAUUAAAACUAAUCCUAAUGUUGCUGCUUCUUUUAUGAAAGUUUUUAAUUAAGUAAUCAGGCAAAAAUGGAGAGUGGCUACACCGCUGUGAAGUUUACAGUAAAUCAGAAAUUGCUGGUGUUAAGCACCAGCAACUUGAGGAAUUUGUGGAAGAAGUGGUCUGAUUGAUGUCAGAACACACUUGUGGUUUCAUCCAAACGGUAGAUUUUUGAAGUGCUUCUCUCCCAGCCACAGGAUUAAAAAGCAAAAGAAAAUUAACAUACUCAUGGAGAAACAUUUUUUUAUAUCAAAUCAUGCAUCUAACAAUUGGAUUAACUUUAUUUUCUUGGGAAAUUUAGUUGUUGUCUUCGUUGAAAAAUAAGAGAAGCUGUAAAACUUCAAGGCAGUAAGGACCUAAUCUGAAACGUGCUUAUGGCAACUUUAUUCUGCUGCCAGAAAUUGUACUUUGUGUUGACUGCAACAGCCUUUAGGACUCACAAGCUAGACUUGGCAACACGGUACAGACAUAGGGUUGUAGCUGUUCCUAGUAAGUGCAUAGACACUUGACUUCUUUUAAAAGACAUUGCUGAUCCAUGUGGGACAGCAUAAACAUAAUUUUUAUAAAAAAAUUGGACUUUAAUGACUGUGCCAGGCACUGUAAGCCCCUUUCCAGACUCUCUGCAAGCAGCAUAGGGAACCCUUUGUUAGGUGAGGAUUGAAGGGAUUCAUGUAUUAUGCCAAUUUAAUAUCUCAUGGGAGUUUAAAACUUGCUUAAACUAAAUACUAUGUUUAAUGCUGGAGUAGUGUUUUUAAAACAAUACAUAUAAAUAGCAAUUGCCUAAAUGGAAAAACAGUAGAGUAAUUGCUAAAUAUUCUGUUUCUAAGAAGUGUACAGGUUAGCAUCCCUCUCAUCUAAGUUAUGAUUUAAAUUCAAAGACCUAAAGCCUUGUCAUUAUGUGAAAGCAUGAAAAAAUUGUGACAAUGCAUUUAAUCCAAACUUCAGUAUAGAAUCUUUAUGGGAUUUAAAAAGAAACUGGGACAAUUUCUGAAGUAAGAACACUUCAUUAGUUAUGUCUUCACCCCCUUCUGCCCUUCCUUUUAGUGUAAAGUUUUUAGUAAAAUUUCAGAUUAGUUCCAAAUCCAUUCUUCUAAUUUAUUGUUCUUCGUUGACAACACUUACAAAAUACUUUCCCCUCACUGCCGACACAUCUAUGCUUGGCUGGCCAUGGAACCUCUAAUGCUCUGAAAGUGGAAAAGUUUUAUUUUCAAUGCAGAUCUCGCCUUAGUAGUUUACGUGUCAAAACAUUAAUAACUUUGCACCUUUUGAAAGAAUGUCACUUUUAUAACUUGAUUAAACACUGUAUAUAAGAUAACUGUGUUAGUAUAUGUUAAUACAGCUAUGUAGAGAAACCAUCUAGAAAGAAAUUAUAAUAAAUACUUAAUACCC
This is a messenger RNA of Athene cunicularia (burrowing owl), 4614 nucleotides long. RefSeq names its product oxysterol binding protein like 2 (gene OSBPL2). Bases 508 to 1953 code for a protein of 481 amino acids. Gene Ontology annotation, molecular function: cholesterol binding. The transcript is spliced from 14 exons. NCBI's taxonomy places the organism in Eukaryota, Metazoa, Chordata, Aves, Strigiformes, Strigidae. The record is from RefSeq and is a predicted model, not a curated record. Gene Ontology annotation, cellular component: membrane; cytosol; intracellular membrane-bounded organelle.